Sceloporus undulatus (fence lizard) is the source of this 1602-nucleotide messenger RNA. RefSeq names its product zinc finger protein 271-like. The annotation marks the transcript as partial. The record is from RefSeq and is a predicted model, not a curated record. The transcript has a single exon. NCBI's taxonomy places the organism in Eukaryota, Metazoa, Chordata, Lepidosauria, Squamata, Phrynosomatidae.
GGGAAAUGUUUUGCUCACAAGUCACGUCUUGUGAGGCACCAGAGAGUGCACACAGGAGAGAAACCAUACACAUGCCAGCAGUGUGGGAAAGGUUUUGUUUACCAGUCAGACUUUGUGAGGCACCAAAGAGUCCACACAGGAGAGAAACCAUACACAUGCCAGGAGUGUAGUAAAGGUUUUGCUAGGAAGUCACAACUUGUGUCCCAUCAGAGAGUCCACACAGGAGAGAAACCAUACACAUGCCAGCAGUGUGGGAAAGGUUUUGCUGAGAAGUCAGUCCUUGCGACUCAUCAAAGAGGGCACACAGGAGAGAAGCCAUACACAUGCCAGCAAUGUGGAAAAGGAUUUGUUCACAAGUCACAAUUUGUGAGGCACCAUAAACUCCACACAGGAGAGAAACCAUACACAUGCCAGCAGUGUGGGAAAGGUUUUGUUCAGAAGUCACAACUUGUGUCUCAUCAGAGAGUCCACACAGGAGAGAAACCAUACACAUGCCAGCAGUGUGGGAAAGGUUUUGCUGAGAAGUCAGUCCUUGUGAAUCAUCAGAGAGUCCACACAGGAGAGAAGCCAUACACAUGCCAGCAAUGUGGAAUAGGAUUUGUUCACAAGUCAUAUCUUGUGAGGCACCAUAGAGUCCACACAGGAGAGAAACCAUACACAUGCCAGCAGUGUGGGAAAGGUUUUGCUCAUCAGUCAGGUCUUGUGUACCAUCAGAGAGUCCACACAGGAGAGAAACCAUACACAUGCCAGGAGUGUGGGAAAGGUUUUGCUCACAAGUCACAUCUUGUGAAGCACCAGAGAGUCCACACAGGAGAGAAACCAUAUACAUGCCAGCAGUGUGGGAAAGGUUUUGCUGAGAAGUCAGCCCUUGUGAUUCAUCAGAGAAUACACACAGGAGAGAAACCAUACACAUGCCAGCAGUGUGGUAAAGGAUUUGCUCAUAAGGUAAGCCUUGUUUACCAUCAAAUACUCCACACAGGAGAGAAACCAUUCACAUGCCAGCAGUGUGGAACAUGCUUUGCUCAGAAGUCUUAUCUUAUGAAGCAUCAGAAAGUCCACUCAGGAGAGAAACCGUACAAAUGUCAGCAGUGUGAGAAAGGUUUUGCUGAGAAGUCAAACCUUGUGAGGCAUCAGACAGUCCACAAAGGAGAGAAACCAUACACAUGCCAGCAGUGUGGGAAAGGUUUUGCUGAGAAGUCAGUCCUUGUGAAGCAUCAGAGAAUACAUACAGGAGAGAAACCAUACGGUGUCGAGGAGCCACAAGUAUUUGUGUGAGGGGCUAAUUUGUUUUUCUCCUGAAAGCCAAAGUUAAAUAAGCCAAAGGAGUUCCUCUAAAUGGAAAAAAGACUGUGAGUAAUUACAAAUAAAUCAGAGUGGGAGGAGAAUAGAAUGGAACUUUUUAACUAAAGCUUUAAAGAGAAGAAAAAUAAGCAGCAAUUCCUUAUUUGUCACUGCUGGCUGGAUGUUUGUUAUGUCGAACGGAUGUUAAGAUUUACAAAAUAAAGGUGAAAUAAAACAGCUAAAAUAUAUUGUACUGUGUAUUUGAAGAACUAAAAUACAGAAAUAUAAAUUAAAGAAUAAAUAAAGAGAUAAAAUACAAAA